Molecule: messenger RNA, 1173 nt
Organism: Thrips palmi
Lineage: Eukaryota; Metazoa; Arthropoda; Insecta; Thysanoptera; Thripidae
Exons: 5
Coding region: 495-1076 (193 amino acids)
Source: RefSeq, a predicted model, not a curated record
CAUUCGGCCCGGGCGGGGCGGCGCGGGGCGUGGCAUCAGGGCGCUGCAUGCUCUGUCGCUGCGCCUGGUUAGAUAAUCCCGAUUUAUUCCCGCCACGUCUACGCAUUGUUUACAUGUGCCGUAAUAGAAUUCACGCGAGCCGUAUCAGCCGGCGGAGCGCCUCUUUGUUGCUGUUAGUCGAACCACGCAAAAUAAAACGCUACAAAAAAAAUGGGAACGGAAAAAAAUUGGCUGCCCCCGACCGCACGCGGGAAAGGAAAUCACUGUCAGCCCUCCUCCUCCGUAUCCGUUUUACGUCCCAUUCGCUCCCUUCCCCCGAAUAAUCAGUGUCGUCCAGGCGGCGCGCCCCGCGCCCUGACCUUGACCUCGCGAUAAGCCAAGUCUUUAUAUAUGGGUGGGAGGUCGGCCGCCGCGGCCAGUGUUCGUAUCGAGUCGCUGCAAACAAACGGGAUCGCUGUCAGAGCAGUCGCUCCACUUCGGCCUCUCCAUUCAUCAUGCCCCAGUCCCGUUCCCGCGCGCUGCGCCCGCUGCGUCCGCUCCGGGCGCUGCCCCUGCUCCUCGUGCUGCUGCUGGGCGCCGCCUGCCAGGACCUCAACGACGAGUACCGCCGCGUGGUGCUGGUGGAGAAGCACGCCUUCCUGAGGGGCAGGUCCGUGGACAUUUCGCUCAUCGAGGCGCCCGGCAUCCAGAAGCUGCUGGCCAUCGUCUGCAGGGACUCGACCAUGGCCUUGUGCAAGGGCUUCUCGCUCGACGGCAAGGGCGUGCACCCGAUGAUGCGGGAGCCCCUCUCCUACAACCCGGACGACGUGUUCGAGGCCUUCUUCGGCGGGCCGUUCAAAUCCAGGCUGUUCGGGCCGGACUCGUCGGGCAAGGUGCUCAAGAACUACUUCACGCUGUCCCACCUGGAGGACGGCUCCUUCGAGUUCGACUACGAGUACAAGCAGGAGGACGGCAAGCAGAAGUCCACCAUCAAGACCAGGCCCCGGGACAAGGACGUGGAGUUCACCUACCUGUUCAUCGGCGCCGAAGUGCGCAUCGGAGUGUCCGACCCCGUGGGCUCCGUCACCAGUUUCUAAACCUCGACUCCGCCGUUCCGCCGGUCUUGUUCCUGCUUGCGUCUGUGAUAUUACAGCAGUGUAAAAUUAAGGUCAUAUUAAAUUAUUUUCAGUAGAA